Messenger RNA from Pseudozyma hubeiensis SY62, 1089 nucleotides. RefSeq lists its product as hypothetical. The coding region runs from base 1 to 1089 and encodes 362 amino acids. The record is from RefSeq and is a predicted model, not a curated record. Lineage: Eukaryota; Fungi; Basidiomycota; Ustilaginomycetes; Ustilaginales; Ustilaginaceae. The transcript has a single exon. Gene Ontology annotation, molecular function: protein binding; chromatin binding. Gene Ontology annotation, cellular component: Set1C/COMPASS complex.
AUGGCCGCCUCGACAUCGAACAUGGCUGCAGCCGGACCAUCCACCUCGGCUUCCGGCUCAGCAGGCAGCAACAACAAGCUCGCCAUCACGCCCAACCUCAUCUCUGCACUCAAGCCGGCCAAGGUCUUCUCACAGUUUGUCGCAAAGGGCAAAGCCAUCACUGCAGCAUCGUUCGACGACGCUGGCUUCCAAUGCAUCACCUCGGGCGAGGAUGAGCUGAUGCAUCUCUACGAUACCAAGUACGGCGUGCAUGUGGCCAGCAUCCCCUCGCACAAGUACGGCGUCCACCUGACGCGCUUCACACACGACAAGGACUCGGUCAUUUACGCAUCCACAAAGGAGAAUAAUGCGAUCCGAUACAUGGACCUCAAGACCAAAAAGUACACGCGCUACUUUGAAGGUCACGAGAACAAGGUGGUCACGUUGCAGAUGAGCCCCUUGGACGACACGUUCUUAUCCGGCAGCGUAGACGAGGCGGUGCGGUUGUGGGACCUGCGAUCGCUCAAAUCGAUGGGUCUCAUGAACGUUCAGGGGCAUCCGGUGGUUGCGUACGAUCCUACUGGUAAAGUGUUUGCCGUAGCCCUCAACGAACGCUCGGCAGUGCUGCUGUACGACGUUCGCAAAUUCGACCAGAUGCCGUUCCUGGUGGUGCACCUCGACGAUUCGGCCGCGCUGUCCAAAGUUUCGAUGCCGCCAAGGAUACCCAUCAUCACCUCGCUCACUUUCACCAACGACAGUCAGUAUCUGCUGCUCGGCACAUCGGGAGACGUACACUACGUCAUCGACACUUUCUCUGAAGGCGGUCCGGUGGUGGCGAGACUGAUAGGACACGAGGGACUCGAGCGCGCAUCAGGCACAUCGAUAGGUAUGGUGGCUGAGGCGGGCAUCAGUGGGCAAGAGGUGAGCUGGACGCCGGACGGCAAGUGGGUUUUGUCUGGCUCGGCCGACGGCUCAGUGGUGUUCUGGCACGUCGAUCUGGAAGAAGCCAGCCGCAACGAGUUUCGCAAUUUGCGACCGAGAUACAAGCAGACGGGUCACGAUGGCACCAGCCGCGUUGUAGCAUUCAACCCGCGAUAUGCACGUAAGUAG